Molecule: messenger RNA, 7055 nt
Organism: Hypomesus transpacificus
Lineage: Eukaryota; Metazoa; Chordata; Actinopteri; Osmeriformes; Osmeridae
Gene: hecw1b
Product: HECT, C2 and WW domain containing E3 ubiquitin protein ligase 1b
Exons: 26
Coding region: 121-4611 (1496 amino acids)
Biological process (GO): regulation of dendrite morphogenesis
Molecular function (GO): protein binding; ubiquitin-protein transferase activity
Source: RefSeq, a predicted model, not a curated record
GUACGAACCAUCCGGAAAACGACCCACAAACGGGAUCAUGGCCCACCGGAUAUGUGAUUUUCAACAUUUGGCAAACCGAAUAAGGAGAAAUACCGAUAUGAUCAUUUGACGCGUCAGAGUAUGAUUCAUACACAGGUGAUCAUAACUCAGAACUUGUACCAGAGCAGGUUUCUCAGCCUAGCAGCCAUGGCCUCCCCAUCUCGCGUCUCUCAGAACCGCCGGCGCUGCAAGGACCCAAUCCGACACAGCUACAACCCCGAACAGUUCCAGAACCUCAACUUCCAGAACGGCGUUCCAGAAGACCUGGUGGCCACGCCGCGCUCCACCAGUGACACAGACCUGGUUACCUCCCACUGCCGCUCCACACUCACUGCCAGCUCCUCCCACUAUGCCAUCGGCCAAUCCCAGGACAUCACCAUCUGCUGGGACAUCAAGGAGGAAGUGGACGCUGGGGACUGGAUUGGCAUGUACCUGAUAGAUGAGGUGUUAUCUGAGAAUUUUCUGGACUACAAGAACCGUGGUGUCAACGGGUCUCACAAAGGGCAGAUUGUGUGGAAGAUCGAAGCCAACUCAAACUUUGUUGAACCUGAGACCAAGGUGUGUUUUAAGUACUACCAUGGAGUGAGCGGGGAGCUGAGAGCCACAACCCCCAGUGUCACUGUCAAGAACCCCUCCGCACCGGUGUUCAAGCCCGCCAGUAGCGAGGAAAUACCCCAGACUCAGGGGCGCAGACGCCUCAUCAACUUCUCCAUAUCAGUGUGUGAUAACAAGCUGUCCCUCCUUCUAGAUGAUGAAGACCUCUCCCUCAGCACAGAGUGUGCUGCUGUCCCAACAGUCCAGGCGGGGGCCCAGUCCUCGCAGGCCGGCGAGCCCGCCGAGGACACCCUCAGCCUGGGUCCCGGAGCUCCCGACCUCCCCUUGGACGAGGAGGAUUGUGGAGCUUCGGGGCUACCCAUGGAGGGGGUCGUGGAGGGUUUGGUCGAGGAUCCAGGGCCCUUGGACCAGGCCAGAGUCAGAGCCCCAGGUGUGGGGUGCUGCGGGGCCGAGGGUAUGCAGGAAGGACCACAACCCAGCCAGGUGGAGGUGAACCAAGCCCGGGGAGAGGAGAGGGGAGGUGGGGCAGGAGGAGGGAGCGCUGGGGAGACACUACCCACUGUGGAGGAGACUAGUGAGGAAGGGGGGCUUCAGACGCCCUCCACCCCACAGCCGGGCCCGGAGGAGGGGAAGACAGUCGGUGAGGACAUGGGGGCCACAGGGCCCCAGGAGGGGGCAGAGAGGGCCCGGGCGGAGGGGCAGGUGGGGCCGUCGGCGCCCCAUAGGGCAGCGGAGGUCGACAUGGAGGUGGGAAGCGAGUCUGGAGGCCAGGUGGGGACGGGCGAGGAUGAGGAGGAGGGCGGGGAAGAAGGCUGCUCCCUGCGCAUUCGGACCACGCCCAGACGCAAGAACCGGCCCUGCUCGCUGCCCGUGUCCCAGCUGGAGACAGUGAUCGCCUCGGCGUGCGGCGAGCCUGAGACGCCGCGCUCGCACUACAUCCGCAUCCACCGGCUGCUGCACAGCCUGCCCUCGGCCCAGGCCCAGCCGGAGGGCAUGGAGGACGGGGAAGGAGACACAGGCGAGGCCCAGGAUCCAGAAGCAGGCACCAACGGCCUACCUGAUGACAAUCACAGAGACCCAGACCCGGACCCUGACCCCGACCCAGAGCUGAGCCCCAGGCAAGCAGAUGGAUCUGAGGAGGACGACAAGUUGUGUGAGCCCCUGAGCCCUGGGCCCAGACGGACCCUCCCUCGCAGUCUCUCCAUGGAGCGUCUGUCCGACCUGGCCUCGCUGCUGGACAGCGAGGGGCGCCACCCCCAGGGGCAGGUCAGAGGUCACAGGGGGAUCGAGGACGAGGAGGAAGACGAGGAGGAUGAGCCCUGCUGCAGUAACUCCUGCUACGGCCGGGGCUACGUGCGAGAGCCAGGCCUGUCACUGGGCUCUGCGAGGAGGUCGGAGGGGGGCAGCGCCUUCUCCUCUCAGGAGAAGGAGGAGGAGGAGAUGGAGGUGGGCGGGGCCGAGGGGAGGGAGCCUGGCGACGGGUCGCCGCAGUGGCAGGAAGCCCCUCCCACGCACGUCCAGAGCCCGCAAGGCUUCAUGGGAAAUGGAGAGUCGCCAGUGGCGGGGGCCAGUGGCGGGAAAGGACGAGAUUGCCCACUACCAUCCAGCCACCCUGCGGUCAGUCAGCUGCCAGCUCUGAGACCAGACCCUCACCACUACCCCACCAUCGAUGAACCACUGCCUCCAAACUGGGAGGCGCGUGUGGACAGCCACGGACGCGUGUUCUACGUGGAUCACAUCAACAGGACGACCACUUGGCAGAGACCCACCACUGCUGCCACCCCUGACGGCAUGAGGAGGUCGGGCUCUGUCCAGCAGAUGGAGCAACUGAACCGCAGGUACCAGAGCAUUCAGAGGACCAUGGCCACAGACAGCGGGGUGGAGGGAGAGCCAGAAGAGGAGGAUGGUGGAGCAGGAGGCCAGAGUGGUGAGAUAGCGGUCAACAGCAACAGCAGCAGUGAGACAGACACGCCGCCUGUGGUCGACAACGGUACUGCAGAGGGGAGGAGGGAGGGCUCUACCUCCCCAGUCAACAGUCAGAAGAUCACUGCCCUCCUCCAGAGUCCUGCUGUCAAGUUCAUCACACACCCAGAAUUCUUCACCAUCUUGCACGCCAACUACGGAGCCUACAGGAUGUUCACCAACAGCACCUGCCUGAAGCACAUGAUCCUCAAGGUGAGACGGGACGCCAGGAACUUUGAACGCUACCAGCACAACCGCGACCUGGUGACCUUCCUCAACCGCUUCACUGACAGCCAGCUGGAGCUGCCGCGGGGCUGGGAGAUCAAGACCGACCCCCAGGGGAAGAACUUCUUUGUGGACCACAACAGCCGUGCGACCACCUUCAUCGACCCCCGGAUCCCCCUGCAGAACGGCCGGCUGCCCAACCACCUGACCCACCGACAGCACCUGCAGAGGCUCCGCAGCUACAGCGCUGGAGAGGCGUCGGAGGUGUCUCGUAGUCGCGGCGUGGCCUUGCUGUCCCGUCCGGGGAACAGUGUGGUGGCUGCCAUACGCAGCCAGCACCAACAGGACGCCGUGCCUCAAGCCUAUAAUGACAAGAUCGUGGCCUUCCUUCGCCAGUCAGGGAUCCUAGAGAUCCUGACAGAACGACAGCCUGGCCUGUCCAAAAACCACUCCCUCAGGGAAAAGAUCCAUUACAUCCGGACCGAGGGAACCCAGCGCCUGGAGAAGCUGUCAUGUGACGCUGAUCUGGUCAUCCUGCUGAGCUUGUUUGAGGAGGACAUCAUGUCCUACAUCCCUCCGUCCUUCCAUCCUGGCUUCAGUUUCUCUCCUCGCUGCUCCCCUGGCUCCUCACCUCACAACUCACCAGGGACUCAGAGGGCCAGGGCCCCGGCCCCUUACAGGAGAGACUUUGAAGCCAAGCUACGGAACUUCUACAGGAAGCUGGAGGCUAAGGGCUACGGCCAGGGCCCCGGCAAGAUCAAGCUGAUUGUGAGGAGGGACCACCUGCUGGAGGGUACCUUCAACCAGGUGAUGGCCUACUCCCGCAAGGAGCUGCAGAGGAACAAGCUCUACAUCACCUUCAUAGGAGAGGAGGGCUUGGACUACAGCGGCCCUUCUAGAGAGUUCUUCUUCCUGCUCUCCCAGGAGCUCUUCAACCCUUACUACGGCCUGUUCGAGUACUCGGCCAACGACACCUACACUGUCCAGAUCAGCCCCAUGGCCGCCUUUGUAGAGAACCAUCUGGAAUGGUUUCGUUUCAGUGGUCGUAUUUUGGGCCUGGCUCUGAUCCACCAGUACCUUCUUGAUGCCUUUUUCACACGGCCCUUCUACAAGGCUCUACUCCGACUAGCCACCGACCUGAGUGAUCUAGAAUACCUGGAUGAGGAGUUCCACCAGAGCCUUCAGUGGAUGAAGGACAAUGACAUUACGGACGUUCUAGAACUCACCUUCACUGUCAACGAGGAAGUGUUUGGACAGGUGACGGAGCGUGAGCUGAAAUCUGGAGGGGCCAAUGUGACAGUGACAGAGAAGAACAAGAAGGAGUACAUAGAGCGCAUGGUGAAGUGGAGGGUGGAAAGAGGGGUGGUGCAGCAGACAGAGGCUCUGGUCAGGGGCUUCUAUGAGGUGGUGGACUCCAGGCUGGUGUCUGUGUUUGACGCCAGAGAGCUGGAGCUGGUGAUCGCUGGCACGGCAGAGAUCGACCUGAUAGACUGGAGGAACAACACAGAGUACAGAGGAGGUUACCAUGACGGUCACAUCGUGAUCAGGUGGUUCUGGGGCGCCGUGGAGCGCUUCAACAACGAGCAGAGGCUCCGCCUCCUCCAGUUCGUCACGGGGACGUCGAGCGUUCCGUACGAGGGCUUCACCGCCCUGAGGGGCAGCAACGGCCUCCGUCGCUUCUGCAUCGAAAAGUGGGGGAAGAUUACAGCCCUCCCCAGGGCUCACACGUGUUUCAACCGCCUGGAUCUCCCUCCCUACCCCUCCUACACCAUGCUGUACGAGAAGCUGCUGAUCGCUGUGGAGGAGACCAGCACCUUCGGCCUGGAAUGAGCGAGGGGAGGGGAUGGGAGGGGACAGACUCUGGACAGAGGACAACAGAAGUGAGUUGGAGGAGCACGGACCCCAAGGAGCCUGUUACUCCAAAACAGGAAACUCCUGAACACAGUCCAGACUCUACGAAGGGACUCCAGGGUGGAACCUUUUUAUACCCAGUUCACGUUCUCAUUUUGAAUCAACCUGUGAACACAUGUACAAUCUCUAAGCCAAUGGAUGUAAACGUACACUUGUACAGUCCUAACCAAUGGAAAAGCCAACCACCGCAUGCAUUAAUACUUAACUCCUACACUACAGUAGGCUUUUACCUUACCUUCUUUUGAUUGGAUGUUGCAUUAACGAACCAAGCUCUCGUUAUGGCCAUAGCCUAUCAGCACUCAGGGCCUAGAUUCUCACCUCAUCACCAACCAAUAGGCUAAGGUCUUGUCUCUCUCAUAUACACACUGGCCCCUGCAAUAGUGGCCAUCAGCCAGCAUAAUCACAACCAUGUUCUCCCCUAAACAUGAUAUUAUCACCAUGACCUAACAUAAGAAUGCCUCAAAUACUUGUCACCCCACUGCGGUCAGUGAGACUCUGCCAAACUGGUUUUCCAACUGUGCCAGUGAUGAUUUUGCUGUUAAAUACUGUGACAUCAUCACAGGAAGAUGGUCCGCAGGUCCAGCUGUUUUCAAAUUCAAAAUGGCUGCUGGGGUCAUGUCUAAUGAUAACCAAAGCCUGAUAUAUCAUUCAUUAAAGACAGAAAGCGCCAUAUGUUACUAUCACUAUGUGGACGUUUGUAGUCUUCUAUCAUUGGAGGUUCAUGGGACCUUCUCACAUUGAUUGAUUGUUGAUUCUGCGUUUUACAAAUUUUUGGAAAUUAUUUGCAGAACUGUUGAGAAAAUAUGGACAUUUUACAUUUUACAAAUACACCGUUAUGAACGUUGAUGUUAGUUAUGCUAGAGUACACACACAUUGUUACGUUUGAUAGAGAAGUCACUACACAAUGCAUUGUAUUUUACUGUAACCGUGGGUGGUAACUCAUGAGUAUGUUUGUCUGUUUUUCAGUUCCUUUCGUUCAGACUUUUCUUGUGACAGCCAAUUAAGUUGGUACAUGCUGCUCUUUCUGGUUUCAAUACAAGUGGUAAAUUAAUAUGAAUGUUUCAUUAUCAAAUGAUUGUUUUUUUUAAACACAAUUUGUUUUUACAUGUUUGUGACCAACAGAGAACUUUUUUUUUUUAAAUGUAAAGAAUGGAAAUACAGAAAUGUACUAUAUAAUUAUCUGUGAAAACAAACGUGUAUAAGAGAAAAAGGAAGGAUAAAGAGAGGAAGUCCAUGGCUGUAACUGUUAUUGUCAUCUGCCUGCAUAUUUCUUGCACCAACAGUAUAGCCAGUUGACACUGAAAGUACUGUAGAGAGUACUUUCAUUUGCCGACUAUUUGAACAAGAAUCCAUUUUAAGACUAUUUGAAAUGUAACCCUAUUCAAUUUAAAUUCCGGGACAUCGUUUGAAGGAGAUAUCCAGUACUUAACUAUUGAGUAACUUGUUGCUACGGAUACUGUGACGUAGCUGAUAUUACAUCGUCUAUUUUUGGCAUGAGCCGAGAUUCUGGGUGUUUAUAAACACAGACCUGUCAGUUCAGGUAUAUUGUCCCGAUUUGGCGCUGUUCAUUACUUUAUGAUAACGGAAAAGUUGACUUGUUCACAAAACUCCUGACAAAGACCAGGCAGAACAUCUGAACAGAAUCACAGCAUACAGCUUGAUUCAUGUUGACCAACUGUCAUUUAACCUAUUCACGUGCAUAGUCACAGUUAAUCGUUAUAUAUAUGAAUACUCAUCAUUGUUCAUGAUUUUCACCCAGAUUGUCCAUUAUCUGAUCAAUGUUUAUUUAUUUUUUUAAGUGUUUUUUGGGGGAAUGUAGUGUAUAGUUUAUUGUUGCUGGUAAAAUGACAAAGUUCUACUGUAAUAUAGAAUUUAUAUGAAAUUAUAAAAACGACUUUGUAUUUAACCAUUUAUAUACUAUACAUAAUAGGAUGCUGUUUUUCCAGAUAUGCAGUUAAUGACUGAAAAUCAUUUUUUUUUCUUUAUUUUCAAGUUUGAACAGUGUGCACUUUUGAAUAAGUUACAGUUGAAAUGUGUCUCAUGCUAUGCAUAUGUUGCAAAGAGAUCAAGCAAAUGCAAUUUAAAACAUCGAUCAGUUUUGCCUACUUUUAAGAUAUACUGUACUGUACCUCUUAUUUUAAAUGGACGUUAAAAGUAGUUUGCACAUUGUGGAGGUUGUACCAGUUCUGCUGCAGCGUCUGUCUUUGUCCUCCCUUAACUCUUCACGUCAUCUCCGGAGUUUCGAGAUCAGUUUUACUGACGACUUUCACCAUCUGACCGGCAGACAUGCAGUUUCAGACUGCAGUUUUUCUUUUCAAGGAUAGUACUGUUAACAAAUGUCAAUAAACAAUCACUUGGUAAUG